Messenger RNA from Cicer arietinum (chickpea), 1027 nucleotides. It is a transcript of the gene UBC, whose product is annotated as ubiquitin-conjugating enzyme E2. Lineage: Eukaryota; Viridiplantae; Streptophyta; Magnoliopsida; Fabales; Fabaceae. The record is from RefSeq and is a predicted model, not a curated record.
GAAAAGGAACAGAAAAAAAUAAAAAAUAAAAAAAAGCAAAUAGGGGUGCCAGCUGUGAGAUGAUCGCCAUCGUCUCGUAUAUGGGUCCACAGUUUUAGGGUUUGCAGAGUUCCAAUUACUCCAUUUUUAUUUCAUCAUUUUCGAUCCAUAAUUGAUCUCCAACACGAUUUUCUAUUUCAUUGUUCUUUCCUUUCUGCAAAUUCCGAAAUCUGAAGUUCGAGUCACCUGUUAAAUUCAUUUCAGAGGAUUACUUUCCAUCUUGCGCAUAUCAAGUAUGCAGGCAUCGCGGGCAAGGCUAUUCAAGGAGUACAAAGAGGUGCAACGAGAGAAGACAGCUGAUCCUGAUAUUCAACUGGUCUGUGAUGAUUCUAACAUUUUUAAAUGGACAGCUCUUAUCAAGGGACCUUCAGAAACUCCUUAUGAAGGGGGUGUCUUCCAACUUGCAUUUUCUGUUCCAGAGCAGUAUCCUCUGCAACCACCUCAAGUCCGUUUUUUGACUAAAAUAUUUCACCCGAAUGUUCAUUUUAAGACAGGAGAGAUUUGCCUAGAUAUCUUGAAAAAUGCUUGGAGCCCUGCUUGGACUCUGCAGUCUGUCUGUAGGGCUAUAAUUGCUUUGAUGGCUCAUCCAGAACCUGACAGCCCACUGAAUUGUGAUUCAGGUAAUCUUCUGCGUUCAGGUGAUGUUAGAGGUUACCAGUCUAUGGCAAGAAUGUACACUAGGCUGGCAGCAAUGCCAAAGAAAGGGUGAUUAGUUUCUGAUAACUUCUGUCCUAUGUUUAUCUAGGUAACAAGUUAGCAAUUGAUAUAGCAGUUCUUUGUUCUAAUCUUAAUUUGUUUAAAGUGUAUACAUUUUAUUUAAGACAUGAAUUUCAUUGUUUUGUGAUAUGUAUUAAAGUGGUGACUUGUACAGAGUGUCCAUGUGAUUUUAUGUAUCUUGGCUUAGGCCAGAAUUGAGCUCAACAACCAACAUGUUUGAAUAAUCCUUGAUUGCUUCCAGUUUUAUGAAAGCCAUAUUUCAAGGUGGACA